AUGCAUUUGAGCGCCAAUGAAGGCAUUGAAGGCAACACCUUCGCCGUCACCGGCGGAUUGGGCUUCGCCGGCUCCUCCCUUUGCUUAGACCUUCUCCGUAGAGGCGCUCUUCAGGUUCGAGCCUUUGACCUUCGAUCAGUUUCUCCUUGGUCCGACCACCUCAAGACUCACGGAGUCAAAAUCAUCCAAGGGGAUGUUACCUGCAAAAAGGAUGUGGAGAGAGCUCUUCGUGGUGUUGAUUGUGUAUUCCAUCUCGCUGCAUAUGGGUUGUCAGGAAAAGAAAUGCUUCAAGUUGGUCGUAUUGAUGAGGUGAAUAUUAAUGGUACAUGCCAUGUCUUGGAUGCUUGCCUGGAAUUCGGCGUUAGACGGCUUAUAUAUAUGAGCACAUAUAAUGUAGUUUUUGGAAGUCAAGAAAUUGUUAAUGGCAAUGAGGGAUUGCCUUAUUUACCAAUUGAUGAUCAUGUUGAUGCAUAUGGUCGAAGUAAAUCCAUUGCAGAGCAGUUAGUUCUGAAGACCAACGGGCGCCCCUUAAAGAACAGGAACGGAAAAUGUCUUCGCACCUGUGCUAUACGUUCUUGUGCUAUCUAUGGACCUGGGGAAGAGAGGCAUUUUCCUAGGUUGGUCUCCUUGGCAAAGUUAGGCUUGCUACCCUUUAGAGUUGGGAAACAAAGUGCUAAAACUGACUGGAUCUAUGUGGAUAACCUUGUUCUUGCUUUGAUAUUGGCAAGCAUGGGGCUUUUGGACGACAUCCCUGGUAAAGGAAGAGAUCCAGUAGCUGCUGGCCAGCCAUAUUAUGUAUCAGAUGGUCAUCCAGUUAAUUCCUUCGAAUUUGUUAAACCUCUGCUCAAUAGCUUAGGUUAUGACUUGCCAAAUUAUUACCUGCCGGUUCCAAAAGCUCUUCCCUUGGGGAAAUUUUUUGCUUUAUUGUACACAAUACUAUAUCCAUGGCUGGAUAGAUGGUGGCUUCCACAUCCCCUGAUGCUUCCUGCUGAGAUUUACAAGGUUGGCGUCAGCAAUUAUUUCUCGUAUCUUAAAGCCAAGGAAGAACUGGGCUAUGCUCCAAUGGUUACUCCAAAGGAGGGCAUGGCUGCGACCAUUUCAUUUUGGCAGGAGAAAAAAAGAAAAAGUCUUGAUGGGCCAACAAUAUAUGUCUGGCUGUAUUGUGUUGUCGGAAUGAGCAUCUUAUUUUGUGCUGCUUUCCUUCCAGACGUAGGACCUGUUCCAUUUUUCAAAGCCAUCAGCCUUUUUUUCUUUAGGUCAAUUAAAGUGGUGAGAAUGGUGUUUCUUGUAGCCUUUCUAUUGCAUGUUGGUGAGGCCAUUUAUGCAUGGUUCUUAGCAAGAAAGGUGGAUCCUGCUAACUCAGGAGGUUGGUUUUGGCAGACUCUUGCUCUAGGCAUCUUUUCCUUGCGUUUUUUGUUGAAAAGGGCAAGGAAUUAAAGGGGGAAGGGGAGCAUCGCUUAACUUCAACCUAUGUACUGUUGGCAAACGAUAGAUAGCUGGAAGAAAUGGUAUAGGAGAGUUUGAGAGAAGAAAAAACCGGUUGUAAUAAUAGCAUCCUUCAGCCAUAAUUUCUCUUAAUUAUAUAUAUAGUAUCAAAGUACUAGCGGUGUAAUUGAAAUAAACUCAUCAUUUGUAAUUUCAUGACUAUCUUCAUAAUACUAAAACAAAACACAGCUAUUUCACAA
Molecule: messenger RNA, 1685 nt
Organism: Cucumis melo (muskmelon)
Lineage: Eukaryota; Viridiplantae; Streptophyta; Magnoliopsida; Cucurbitales; Cucurbitaceae
Exons: 5
Coding region: 1-1437 (478 amino acids)
Biological process (GO): steroid biosynthetic process
Molecular function (GO): 3-beta-hydroxy-Delta5-steroid dehydrogenase (NAD+) activity
Source: RefSeq, a predicted model, not a curated record